GAGUGCAUCUCUAUUCAUGUUGGCCAGGCUGGAGUUCAGAUAGGAAAUGCGUGCUGGGAACUCUUUUGCCUGGAGCAUGGCAUUCAGCCAGAUGGCACCUUCAAGGAUCUGCAGGAUAAACUCAACUGUGACGACUCUUUCACCACAUUUUUCAGUGAAACAGUCACUGGGAAGCACGUACCAAGGGCUGUAAUGGUGGACUUGGAACCAACUGUAGUAGAUGAAGUGCGGGCUGGCACCUUCCGGGAACUUUUUCAUCCAGAGCAGCUGAUUACUGGAAAGGAAGAUGCAGCUAACAACUAUGCCCGUGGCCACUACACCAUUGGCAAAGAAAGCAUUGACGUGGUGCUGGAUCGUGUCCGGAAGCUGACUGAUGCCUGCUCUGGUCUGCAAGGAUUCCUGAUCUUCCACAGCUUUGGUGGGGGAACUGGCUCUGGCUUCACCUCUUUGCUGAUGGAACGCCUCUCAGUGGAUUAUGGAAAGAAGUCCAAACUGGAAUUUGCCAUCUACCCAGCCCCUCAGGUCUCCACUGCAGUGGUGGAGCCCUACAAUUCCAUCCUGACCACACACACAACCCUGGAGCAUUCGGACUGUGCCUUCAUGGUGGAUAAUGAGGCCAUUUAUGACAUCUGCCGCCGAAACCUGGACAUAGAGCGCCCUACUUACACCAACCUGAACCGUCUCAUCAGCCAGAUUGUCUCCUCCAUCACCGCCUCACUGCGCUUUGACGGAGCCCUCAAUGUGGAUCUGACAGAGUUCCAGACAAACCUGGUGCCCUACCCACGCAUCCACUUCCCCCUGGUGACCUAUGCCCCCAUUAUCUCCUCUGACAGAGCCCAUCACGAGCAGCUCUCAGUGGCUGAAAUCACCAGCUCCUGCUUUGAGCCUCACAACCAGAUGGUGAAGUGUGACCCAAGACAUGGGAAGUACAUGGCCUGCUGCAUGCUUUACCGCGGUGAUGUGGUUCCCAAAGAUGUCAACGUAGCAAUUGCUGCCAUCAAGACCAAGAGAACUAUCCAGUUUGUUGACUGGUGUCCAACAGGUUUCAAAGUUGGGAUCAACUAUCAGCCUCCUACAGUAGUUCCUGGUGGAGACCUAGCCCCAGUUCAGCGAGCAGUCUGCAUGCUGAGCAACACCACAGCCAUUGCAGAAGCUUGGGCAAGGCUCGACCAUAAGUUUGACCUGAUGUAUGCCAAAAGAGCUUUUGUUCACUGGUAUGUGGGUGAAGGUAUGGAGGAGGGAGAAUUUGCAGAGGCCCGAGAGGACCUAGCUGCCCUGGAGAAAGACUAUGAAGAAGUGGGAACUGAUUCCUUUGAAGAAAAUGAUGGGGAAUAA
This is a messenger RNA of Pogoniulus pusillus (Red-fronted tinkerbird), 1335 nucleotides long. It is a transcript of the gene TUBA8, whose product is annotated as tubulin alpha 8. Gene Ontology annotation, molecular function: structural constituent of cytoskeleton; GTP binding. Gene Ontology annotation, cellular component: microtubule; cytoplasm. NCBI's taxonomy places the organism in Eukaryota, Metazoa, Chordata, Aves, Piciformes, Lybiidae. The transcript has 4 exons. Bases 193 to 1335 code for a protein of 380 amino acids. Gene Ontology annotation, biological process: mitotic cell cycle; microtubule cytoskeleton organization. The record is from RefSeq and is a predicted model, not a curated record.